Molecule: messenger RNA, 1064 nt
Organism: Neltuma alba
Lineage: Eukaryota; Viridiplantae; Streptophyta; Magnoliopsida; Fabales; Fabaceae
Product: mavicyanin-like
Exons: 2
Coding region: 62-619 (185 amino acids)
Cellular component (GO): plasma membrane
Molecular function (GO): electron transfer activity
Source: RefSeq, a predicted model, not a curated record
UGAACUGAGCAAAGCUGAAGACAACACAGAAAUAGGUAUUGCAGACCUUAGAGGUACAGAGAUGGGUAUGGCAGAGAGAUGUUUGGUUGUUUUAUUGAUGGUGGUAGCUAUGGCGGCUGUGGAGGUGUCAUAUGGAGCAGUUUACAAGGUUGGGGACUCUGCUGGUUGGACCACCAUUGGCAAUAUAAACUACAAGAACUGGUCUGCUACCAAGAACUUCCAAGUUGGCGACGUUAUCAUUUUUGAGUACAACUCGCAAUUCCAUAAUGUGAUGAGAGUGACGCAUGAGAUGUACAAGGCAUGCAAUGCUUCGGCCCCAUUGGAGACCUUCAACACAGGGAAUGAUUCCAUAGUGAUACAGAAUCACGGCCACCACUUCUUCUUCUGCGGCGUGCCUGGUCACUGCAAAGCGGGCCAGAAGGUUGACAUCAACGUCCCCAGGGUGUCUGCAACUUCUUCAGAAGCUCCCUCUCCUUCUGCUUUGGCCUCUCCUGCCGUUCCCGUACCAAACAACGGGCCUGCGCCUUCUCCUAAUCAAGCUGCUUCACUGUUCUUUGCUUUCAAGGGAGGUUUUGCAUUUCUGGGUUUGUCCAUUGCAUUCCUCUUGGCAUGCACUUAAUUGUUGCUUAUCUUUCUCGCUGGACAUGCUCAAUGAGCAUGCGCUUUUGUGAUGAGAAUCAAACUCAAGGUAAUGGUGAACCAGUUAGAUGUAUAAAGACUUAAUAAAAGUUCAUAUUUGAGUACGGGUGUUUUAGAACGAGUGUUUUAGAUGAUAAAAUGUCUGGUCAGGUUCAUUGUAAUUUGUUGGAAAUGGUCCGGCAAGCUUCUCCAAAGGAUCAGUGUCAACAUCAUUUGCCGAGAUCAUUAUAGGCAUGCUUGCAAACCUUUUUGCUUAACAAGAUUAUGGGCAUGUACUUGAAGGGCAUUAUCCAUAUCAAAAGCAGGAUCAUGGAAGAGGAUGAUUGCAAUCUAAAAUAAAAAGAAAAGUCAUUAUAUAGUACUUUACGCUAGCCUUCCUAGUUUUGCUGAUUUAAUCUUACUUACUUUAUGUUUCCUUUUCCAUC